CCGAGCGAGAGAGUGCUCUCGCAGAGAAGUAUCAGACCACAUUUUCCUCUCUCAAUCCUGCCCAACCUCCCCGGGGUUCCGAUUCUUGGGCGACGCCACGACAUGGCGAAGCCGAGCGGCAACCGAUCGACUCUGCUCGCUCCGUUCCUCAGCAAGUGCUACGAUUUGCUUGAGGACGAGUCGACCGACCCCAUCAUAUCGUGGGGAGGCGCCGGCGACAGCUUCGUCAUCUGGGACAUCACUCAGUUCACCCUCCAAUUGCUCCCCCAGUACUUCAAGCACUCCAACUUCUCCAGCUUCAUGCGUCAGCUCAACAUCUAUGGUUUCAGGAAAGUUGAUUCAGAUCGUUGGGAAUUCUCAAAUGAUGGAUUCGUCAAAGGUCAAAAGCACUUGUUAAAGAAUAUACGCAGGAGGAAGAAUGUUCAGGUCAUGGAUCAGAAAAUAUCAUUGCAGAAGCAGGAUAAUUCCGUUGAAGAAGUUGAUAAGAUUAAAAUUGAUGGGCUUUGGAAAGAAGUUGAAAAUUUGAAGAUUGAUAAGAAAGCCCUUUCACUGGAGUUAGGUAAACUUAGACAGCUCCAGGAAACUUCGGAGAAUAAGUUGGUCCUCCUGAGAGACCGUAUUCAGAGAAUGGAAAAUAAUCAGCAGCAGAUGUUGUCAUUCUUAGUAUUGGCGAUGCAAAACCCAGAGUUCUUGGUUCAGCUGCUCCAGCCAAAAGAAAAUCAUUGUCGUGUGACUGAGAUGGGUAACAUGCUAGAACAACAAGGAGCAGAAAAUGGAUCAUUGAUUUCCGAGGGAACAAUAGUGAAGUACCAGCCUCCAACUGAUGGAAACACAAACCCUGAAUUAUCCCCAUUAUCAGGUUCGGGGGAAAUGCCCAAAUCUGGCCCUUCUUUUGAUGGGAAAAGAGAUGUUUUCAUGAACAACGAUCUUACGUCGAUACUCAUGAACGAAAAAUUCUCUUUGGAUACUCCAUUGGUAUUUCCUGACUCUCCUGAUGAUGGUGCAUGGGAAAAACUGCUUUUAGCUUGUCCUUUCAUUGAGAGUGCCAGUGAGAAAAGGCAAGACAAUGAAGGGCCCAAUUAUUUGGGCAUGGACACAGAAUCAGCAUUUUCUGGAGCAAGCUCAGUCUCUCAUGAUUUUGAUGCUUUAAUAAGACUGAUGGGGAACCCUCAGGAAGCUGAGACUGAGUCAGAAGUUGAUGGAGAUGAUUGGGAGGACGCCCCAAAUGUUGAUUUUCUAGCGGAGCAAAUGGAAUAUUUGGCUUCCAACUCUGAUCUCAAGCUUCAGGCAACAUAGAGCAAUUUGGCUUUCCGAAGGGUAGCUGCAGCUUCAGUUUUUUAGGGGGCUACUCUGGUUUCUUCUGCAUACUAUAACAUAUCUUGGAAAUGCAUCCUCCUAAUCUCUGCCACUUGAUGGAGCUUUCCAGCAAAGACGUAAGUUAAUUUCUAACUGCCAGACUUUUAAUCCAUCAGAAACAGCAAUGCACGCAAUCUGGGAAACUGAUGCGGUUAACCACAAUUGCAAUGCGGAAGGGAGAUUACAUAAUCUGACUGAAGAAAAAAAAAAUCAUAGUACUGUGUUUUCUAUCCUGGAUAUGACACGAAAUUUCCCCAUUGAAGUUCCCUUAUUGAUGGUAACAUUCCUGUUGGUUAUUGACGGAGUUCAUAAGCGUAGGCAACUCAACAUGAUCUUUUUCUUGCAGCUUGUGGGGUGAACCACAAAACGUUGAGUAUAGGUUUUCAAAUGACAUUGUAAAUUACUUGCUGAGAAUCACAAUACAGAUUGGAUGCCACUUUGUCGGUGGCUUAUUAGUAUGUUUGUACAUUGCAAUUCCUCUCAACAUUGUUAUAGGAGUUCGAAAUGGCUAUAAAGUAUGUAAUCAUUAGCCCAUUAGCCUAACAAAUCCACUUUCUAUGUACACCGUCCACUUCUUUGUCUGUUUUACAUCAGCGCUCAAGACGGUUGUUCUGAGUUUAAAUGGAAAGAUCGCCACAAUGCGAGUACCACAAAUUGCACGUCCUAUCAUGAUUCUACAUGAUCUAGCGUCAGUUCCACUUAAUAGAUUACCAUAAUUGAAGCUCGUGUGUAUUCCCCAAUAGUGCAUUAUAAGAUUGUAUUCUCAUGUAUGAGGGAAUGCGGAUUGGCAUUGCACUUUUCCUCUGUUUACUACCAAAUCUGGAGGGAAUAUCCAGUUGAUUUUUACCCCCAUGUGAGAGGGAGCUCUGUUAACUCCAAGCUCAAGUUUCUCUGCUUUGGUCGUUUUUGGUCUUAAAAGGGGACACACAUCAGAAGUAGCAUGGGCAUGAGAGCGCUCAUUGCUUUCUCGUCUGCCAUUUCCUUCUUGCUUCACUCUAUUUCCAAUGCAAGCUGAGGAUGUGUACUCGAUAUGAAAAGGCCGACAGAAAUAUGUCCGUGCCAUGAAACGCCUAGCUGAUCAAUGAUCAUGCACCAAUACCAUAUUCAGCAGUUCAAGAAAGAGAACCAAGUUCCUCCAGAUCAAGAAAAG
This is a messenger RNA of Rhodamnia argentea, 2506 nucleotides long. Its product is annotated as heat stress transcription factor A-8. Bases 103 to 1296 code for a protein of 397 amino acids. Gene Ontology annotation, cellular component: nucleus. Gene Ontology annotation, molecular function: RNA polymerase II cis-regulatory region sequence-specific DNA binding; DNA-binding transcription factor activity. Gene Ontology annotation, biological process: regulation of transcription by RNA polymerase II. The transcript has 2 exons. Lineage: Eukaryota; Viridiplantae; Streptophyta; Magnoliopsida; Myrtales; Myrtaceae. The record is from RefSeq and is a predicted model, not a curated record.